Molecule: messenger RNA, 554 nt
Organism: Rhinolophus ferrumequinum (greater horseshoe bat)
Lineage: Eukaryota; Metazoa; Chordata; Mammalia; Chiroptera; Rhinolophidae
Product: mammaglobin-B-like
Exons: 3
Coding region: 101-382 (93 amino acids)
Biological process (GO): androgen receptor signaling pathway
Source: RefSeq, a predicted model, not a curated record
ACCAGGAGAAUAAAAGCAGGAGCUCAGGGCACUCAGCUCCAAAGUGAGUUCCUUCCUCACUGCCACACCUCAGUCACCAGCCCACAGCCGCCGCUGCACCAUGAAGCUGCUGACAGUCCUCAUGCUGAUCGCCCUGCCCCUCUCCUGCUUUGCAGGUUCUGGCUGCACGCUCCUUGAGAGGGGGAUAAAUGACACUCUUUACAAUGAAGUGGGCGUUGAUGAGUACCUCAGGACCUAUGAAGAGUUCAUAGAUGGUGAAGCCGAGGAACGUGCCGCCACCCAACUGAAGCAAUGUUUUGUCAAGCAGGACGGCGAAACUGUGGACAACGUCCAAGUGAUGCUGCAAACAAUCUAUAACAGUAUCUGGUGUGCUGAAUAUUAAGUUUCCCGAAGACCUUCGGCCCAGACGACUACAGAGAAUGAUCAGAAUUCAGUGUGCAUUAGUAGAAACCACAGCUUACCUUUCUUUUUCUGUCUUUUGAUCUGCAAACUGCAAGACAAUUGUUGAAACCUCAAAUACAUUUUCAUUUCAAUAAAGUAUCUGCAAACCUAAA